CACACACCAAAUCUGCAUUAAAGUUGGUGAAGAACGGUGCCUCACAGUCUGCAGUUUCUUGGAGUUCUAGCGCUAAAGGAAUGGUUACUCCGAAGCCUCCAGCCAAGGAAAAUACUAAGCCACUAGAUUUCAAGCUUCACACUGAACAAAGAGCGGUUAAGCGAGCUAUGUUCAAUUAUUCGGUGGCGACCAAGCUGUAUCUCUUGGAGUUACAGAAGAAACAAGUAGAGAAAUUGCAAAAGAUGAUAGAAGAGGAAGAGGUCCGCCUGCUAAGAAAAGAGAUGGUUCCAAAAGCCCAACUCAUGCCUUUCUUCGAUAGACCGUUUUUCCCGCAAAGAUCCAACCGGCCUUUAACCAUCCCUAGAGAGCCCAGUUUCCGCAGUGCAAACAGCAAAUGUUGGAGUUGCAUCUCUGAGAACGAGGUGUAUUACUUCCAACAUGCUCAUGCUUGGAGCCCCAUCAAAUGAAUAACACAUGUCAACUUAUUUGACAACAAAAGGCAUUUCCUAAGCUGCAAUGUUGUUAAGGAAAAUGGCGUGCAUGCAUCUGCAGCAUGAUGUACAAUAUGGUUAGAGGAUGUUCCAGUGCAGUCUUUUUCCUUCUAGACAUCAAACGUGACAAGCUACAGUGACAUAAUUUCCCAUAGCCAGAAGCCAUUCCACUGGCUUUCAUGUACACAU
Messenger RNA from Theobroma umbraticum, 680 nucleotides. Its product is annotated as TPX2 (targeting protein for Xklp2) protein family. Gene Ontology annotation, molecular function: protein kinase activator activity; microtubule binding. Gene Ontology annotation, biological process: regulation of mitotic spindle organization; mitotic spindle assembly; activation of protein kinase activity. The record is from RefSeq and is a predicted model, not a curated record. NCBI's taxonomy places the organism in Eukaryota, Viridiplantae, Streptophyta, Magnoliopsida, Malvales, Malvaceae. Gene Ontology annotation, cellular component: spindle; nuclear microtubule.